AUGGCGAAUCGCACUGCCGACGAACUACUCAAGUGGGGCAUCCGUAAUGCACCCAUGAACCCUGAUGGAACGUCGUCUGUCGCCCAAGUGUCCGCGGAUGUGGCCGCCGGGCGUCGGCCUGACCUGGCCGAUCCUGGCCUGUACGAGGCGAUCAUGGGAAAGAGCGAGGCUCAGAUGAUGCAGGAAGAGCUUGCCGUGGCGACGGAUUCAUCGCGCACCAUCGAAGAUCGCUGCACGGCGCUCGACAACUUUGAAAUGCUCAUUGAACAGGUCGACAAUGCCAACAACAUGGCGCCGAUGGGCAUGUGGCCGGCUAUUCGCGCGCUGCUGGAUACGGAUGCGCCAGAAAUCCAGAGUGCCACCGCCUGGGUCAUCGGCACGGCUAUCCAGAACAACGACAAGGCGCAGGCAGCUGCGCUCGAGCACGACGUGCUCGCGCCUCUGCUUACGCUUUUGUCCGCGGCGCACAGCGGCGUGCAGAACAAGAGUGCGUACGCGCUCAGUGCGCUACUCCGGCACUAUCCUGCAGCGGUCGCGCAGUUCGCUACGGCCGGCGGAUGGGCGCCGCUGCAUCGCGCGCUCGAGAGCGACAACCUCGUGCUGCGCCGCAAGGUGGUCUUUCUGCUAACGCAGCUGGUGCGCCAGACACGUGAGGCCCAGCGCGCGGCGCCCGCUGCACCCGAGCCUGCACUGCCUACGUCGGCGCCGCGCGACGACGUGCCUGCGACGCAGCAGGCGGGCGUUCGGCACCCCGACGUGGCGCAGGCCCUGGCCGACACGGGCUUGCUGGACGUGGUGCUCGACUCGCUGCUGCCUGGCCGCACGGGGCCGCGUGCGUACUGCGCGGAUCUCGCGGUGCGGGACGACGAGGACUAUGCGCAAAAGGCCACGGAGCUCGUGAUGGCCGUGCUGGAGGCGGAGCCGCUGCCGACGGUGCUACCGAACCCGAAGCUGGCGGAGCUGCUCCAGGACCUCGAAGCGCCCGCCGGCGCGCCACGCGCGCGCACCUUGGAAGUGGACGAGACGCCGCUGAUCCGCUACCUGACACUAUGA
Messenger RNA from Malassezia sympodialis ATCC 42132, 1053 nucleotides. It is a transcript of the gene FES1, whose product is annotated as Hsp70 nucleotide exchange factor FES1. Gene Ontology annotation, molecular function: adenyl-nucleotide exchange factor activity. The record is from RefSeq and is a predicted model, not a curated record. Gene Ontology annotation, cellular component: endoplasmic reticulum. Lineage: Eukaryota; Fungi; Basidiomycota; Malasseziomycetes; Malasseziales; Malasseziaceae.